Molecule: messenger RNA, 1200 nt
Organism: Candidula unifasciata
Lineage: Eukaryota; Metazoa; Mollusca; Gastropoda; Stylommatophora; Geomitridae
Source: the annotation of a GenBank genome assembly
ACAGACACAAGUUUACCAAGUACAGUCCAUACACGAUGUUACCACCACCACCACAGACCACAUUCAGACUAUGUUGGAGCUCCUACUUUCGCACACAUCCAUGACAGAUGGCAUUUGUCAUCAAGCUUAUCCAUCUCCAAUUUCCAAUUUUUCCAUUGUCACAUAGUUUCGCCAGGCCGACAGUAUUCUACAACUCAGGGAGACAGUCCGAAACUUUCAAGUAUUUCACUUCAGCCUCAUGAACUAGUUUAUGAAGAAAUGAGUACACUUUCUUCAGACAUACGUAAGGAACUUUCCACCGAAGAGCCCCAGUUGAGAACCAUGUCUCAUUACUACUUUGAUGGUAAAGGCAAAACAUUUCGUCCUCUGGUGGCUUUACUCAUGUCCAAGACUUGCAAUAUUCAUAAUAGCUUUGGAGAUAGUGUUUCAGAAUCCCAGAGGAUCAUUGCCAUCGUAACGGAGAUGAUACACACGGCCAGCCUGGUGCAUGAUGAUGUUAUCGAUGCCGCAGACACUAGAAGAGGCCAGUCUAGUCUCAAUAAACUCCAUGGUCAACGGCUGCCCAUCCUGGUUGGUGAUUUCAUUUUGUCCCGGGCCUCCAUUGCGCUGGCUCGAACCCGAAACACACAAGUCAUCACUCUGCUCUCUGCUGUUAUUGAGGAUUUGGUUAGUGGAGAGUUUAUGCAACUUGGUUCAAAGGAGAAUGAGAAUGAACGUUUUUCUCAUUACCUGAAAAAAACAUACAUGAAAACAGCCAGUCUUAUUGCAAACACUUGCAAAUCUGUGGCUUUACUGGCUCCGUGCGAAGAGGAGAUGGUAGAGAGGGCUUACCAGUAUGGGAGGAAUUUAGGCAUUGCUUUCCAGUUGAUCGAUGACCUGCUGGACUUUGUGUCCUGUGAAUCUGUGAUGGGGAAGCCGACGGCCGCAGACCUGAAGCUUGGUCUGGCUACUGCUCCAGUCUUGUUUGCAGCUCAAGAGUACCCAGAACUUCAUCCAAUGAUAAUGAGGAGAUUUUCAGGCUCAGGUGAUGUGGAGCGAGCUCGUGCUUUAGUGGCAAAGAGUGAUGGAGUAGAACAGACCAGACUUCUGGCUACACAACAUAGCAAGGAAGCCAUCAAAAACAUGCAGCACUUUGCCACCUCGGACACACAGCAGGCGCUCAUACGACUGGCCACAAUUUUGUUAGAGAGAAAACACUAG